Molecule: messenger RNA, 402 nt
Organism: Penicillium maclennaniae
Lineage: Eukaryota; Fungi; Ascomycota; Eurotiomycetes; Eurotiales; Aspergillaceae
Product: 60S ribosomal protein uL1
Exons: 2
Coding region: 1-402 (133 amino acids)
Source: RefSeq, a predicted model, not a curated record
AUGUCCUCCGACGACUUGAAGAAGCUCAACAAGAACAAGAAGCUCAUCAAGAAGCUUGCUCGCAAGUACGAUGCCUUCCUUGCUUCCGAGGCUCUGAUCAAGCAGAUUCCCCGUCUGCUCGGUCCCGGUCUGUCCAAGGCCGGUAAGUUCCCUACCCCCGUCGGUCACGGCGAGGACAUGCAGGCCAAGGUCAACGACGUCAAGUCUACCAUCAAGUUCCAGCUUAAGAAGGUUCUCUGCCUCGGUGUCGCCAUCGGCAACGUCGGCAUGACCGAGGAGGAGCUUGUUGCCAACCUCAUGCUGUCUGUCAACUACCUCGUCUCCCUGCUCAAGAAGGGCUGGCAGAACGUUGGCAGCCUUGUCAUCAAGGCUUCCAUGUCUCCCCCCCACCGUGUCUACUAG